AUGGACAGUGUGGAAUGCAAGGAGAUGGAGAAUCUGCCUGUUUUAAAGAUGGCUGGCAACCAGGUGACUACACGGGUAUGCUUCGCUGUGGAUGUGGAAGACUUGGGCCCAUCUGACUUUGUACUCGUCACCGGUUCCCCGGUAUCACUCGGUCAAUGGGAUCCUCUUAAGGCAAUGACGCUUACACAGGAUGCCGACAGACCUACUCGUUGGCGUGGUUUCGUGGACACAACGGACGAUCUUGUCCGUUUUCGCUAUUUCGUUGGAUACUUUCUGUGUGGCGAGCAGGGGCAGCGUCUAAUCAUAGAUAAAUGGGAGUCUUUUCUACAUCCGCGUUCGUGUCUUGUCAAAGCGGAGCAGAGGGGUACAGUCUGCAGAGCCAAUCAUGUUGAUCUUUUCGGGUAUUACGCCGGACGUAAAGUUGUCUCGGAAGGAUGGUUGCAAUACGAUGAUGAGAAUCAAAUUCUUCUUCGUCUGCACGGAAAUGCUCUAAAAUUUUACAAAUCAGCCAAAGAACGCAAGAACUGCACGGUUAAAAUAAAUCCAAUGGAUGUGCGGCGUCGUUUGAGAAGCGGCGCUCAAAUAAACUUUAGCUAUGGAGUAGAUGAGGAGGACGAUGAAGAUGAUAACAGUGCGGAACCGUAUCCAAGCCAUUCUUCCAUUUCUGUUGCGGUCCUGUCUGACAAGAACCCAAAAUUCAAAAACCAACCAGAUGUCGGCAUAACAUUCAACAAUAACAAGGACUAUGUCGUUUAUAAGACUCACUCCGUUGCUGUCGAGUUCCUGGCAUUCUAUAUCGAGAUCUUCUCCGAGGAAGGAAAAAGGAUUGGUGCAUGCUACGCGCUCCCAUCAUCUUUAGCCGAUUCAUGUGGCCAGUCGCAACUUCCUUUCAUCAACUCAUCGGGAAGACCGAUAGGACAAAUUACUGUGGAAUAUCUCUUCGUGCGAAAUCUUCGCAAGCCUAUUCCUACCCAAAAUAUGGAGGUUUCAUACAGCAGGCACUGGAAAAAGAGAAACACCAUAGAAGUUGGGCAUCGUGGAGCGGGAAACUCGUUCACAAAGUUCGCCAUGGCACGCGAAAACACCAUCUACUCGCUGAAUACUGCUGCACAACAUGGUGCAGAUUAUGUGGAAUUCGACGUGCAGUUAACGAAGGAUAAGCAACCGUUCGUACGUGCGUUUCCUCUUUUUGAAGAAAGGAUGUUAGCAGCAUCGGGAAGACAUGCUGGGAAAUAG
This is a messenger RNA of Necator americanus (New World hookworm), 1236 nucleotides long. RefSeq lists its product as uncharacterized. Gene Ontology annotation, molecular function: glycerophosphocholine phosphodiesterase activity; starch binding. Gene Ontology annotation, biological process: glycerophospholipid catabolic process. The record is from RefSeq and is a predicted model, not a curated record. The transcript is spliced from 12 exons. Bases 1 to 1236 code for a protein of 411 amino acids. Lineage: Eukaryota; Metazoa; Nematoda; Chromadorea; Rhabditida; Ancylostomatidae.